CGUCCCCAGCAAGAACCGCGGAGGGACGCCACCCCGACAGAGACACAGAGAGAAACAGACUCCAUGAACUAAACCUUAAAAAAAAGUAGUAACCGUGGCUGGCGGCUGCGUAUAAAGUGUACCGUUGUGAGUACCUGCCCUGCACCUUCCCUCCGCCUUACUCUAGUGGCUGUAACACAUUUGGUUCAUAGUACAGAAGGCAGACCAGGAGGUAAGGAGUGGAGGGAAACGCCGGCAUGGCUACAGAAUCCAUGAAGUCCCCAGUGCGGCCUCCCCCGGGCCCGCACCCCGUGGCUCCGGCCCUGAGGAUGUCCCUGCCCACUAACUACCGCCAAGUGGCCAUGAUGGGACCCAGCCCCACCCCUGGACCGACACAUGUUUACAUGCCCGCGUCUCCCAUGAUGAGCAACAUUUUAAAAGCCUCCACGGUCACCUCCUCCUCCUCCUCCUCUUCCAACUCUACUGGAAAUGGAGGUACUGGGAGUUCGAAAGACCGGCUGGCGCGCACCCCGUCAGCCCCAUCGUCAUCUAAGGGUGUGGGGGAGGCCAAUGUUCCCAGCCCCUUCUCCACCCCUGUCCACGGCAACCCCUCCUUCAAUCCACAGAAAAUGGGAACCGGCAAAGGGGGGCACAGUGGAGAAGGUCGCAUUCCCAAGCCACCCAAAGCCCCGGACAAGCCACUGAUGCCCUACAUGAGAUACUCCAGAAAGGUGUGGGACCAGGUGAAGGCUGCCAACAAUGACCUUAAGCUGUGGGAGAUUGGCAAGAUUAUCGGGUCCAUGUGGCGUGACCUUCCUGAGGCGGACAAGCAGGAUUAUGUUGACGAAUAUGAGACGGAGAAGGCGGAAUACACUAAGGCACUAGAGGCUUACCACAGUAGUCCGGCUUACCAACAGUACCUGGCCGCCAAGAACAAAGGUUCCGCCGCACUAGAGGAGAAGGAAAUCUUGGAGCGGUCAUCCUCGGCAGCCACCACGGGCACCAAGCUUGACCGCCGCAUUGACAUCCAGCCGGCCGAGGAUGAGGACGAUUACGACGACGGGCUGAGUGUCAAACAUGUGUCACACGCCCGGUAUCUGCGCAACCAUCGCCUCAUUAAUGAAAUCUUCUCGGACACUGUGGUUCCCGACGUCCGCAGUGUUGUCACCAGCCAGCGCCUGUCUGUUCUGCGCCGACAAGUCCAGUCCCUCACUAUGCAUCAGAAAAAACUGGAAACGGAACUGCAGCAAAUAGAGGAGAAGUUUGAAGCCAAGAAGAGGAAGUUUGUGGAGGCUGGCGAUAGUUUCCAGAGUGAGCUAAAGAAAGUAAAGGCUAUGGCCCCUAAACUAGACGAGACAUCCUUCACGUUAAUGGUGGAGAGACAGAAGGAGGUACUGCGGCGCGAGGCAGAGGAACGCCAACGCACCGCCCAGGGUCUGCCGCCACGUCCCGCCUCCACCUCCUCCCCCCAGACCACACCCUGCCACCCCGCCCAGCCCAGGGAGGAGGGCACAGAGGCAACGGGCCCAGUGCCACUCAACACUGCCACACCUGUUGAAGCUACGCCAUCCCCCGCCCUCCCUCAGGAAGGGAGCGAGUCAAACACAGAGGCCGAGACCACUAAGCAGGAAGCUGUCCCGAGCACCACACCAGCUGCCAACACCACCACCACUACCUCCACCACCACCUCCUCCUCCUCCACCGCCACCACCACCUCUACCACAUCAGCCUCCAUCACCACCACCACUACCGCCACUACCACCGCCGCCCCUCCCAGCACCUCCACUCCAGCAGUGAAUGGACCCACCUCUGCCGCCGCUGCUCUCUCCAACCCCACCCCAACUCCUACCCCUACUCCCACUCCAACCCCACCCCCACCCCAACCCCAACCUCAACCCCUCCUGCCACUGCUGCUGCAGCUCCCCCAGUGCCCCAGCAGUACCCCCCCACCACCCUGGCCACACAGACCCCACCCCAGCCAGCCCCUGCCCCACAGACUGCUGCCUCUGCCCCCCAUGAUGCCCAAACCCCAGCUGCACAAAUGCCCCAAGCCUCCACCCAUGCCCCUCAGCCCCCACAGCCCCACCAGGGCCCCAUCCCUGGCCCCACAGCAGGUCCCAUGGCCCCAGCAGGCGGCCCAGCCAGCGCCCCGGGUAGUGGUGCCCCGUCACACCCCCAGCCAGGCUCCAUGCCAGCCCACACCCCCACCCCAGGCAGUGUACCAACCUCAGCCAGCCAAGGCCCUGGCCCCCACACCCCAGCACCCACCGCGCCACAGAGCUAUGCCCCGCCUGGCACCACAGCUGGCCACGUUCCCCCCACCUCCACCCCCGGGCCGGCGACCCAUUCUAACUCAGCCCCCAGCAGCCCCAUGCCACCCCACCUCCCCCCCAGCCCUGCUCCUGCUGGCCUGGUGGGCCCUUCCUCCACACAGGCCCCCAUGUCCCCCCAUCCACCCCACAGCCCCAUGCCACCCCAUAGCCCCAUGCCACCCCACCCACCCCACAGUCCCAUGCCACCCCACCCACCCCACAGCCCCAUGCCACCCCACCCACCCCACAGCCCCAUGCCACCACACUCCUCUCAGCCCCCAAUGGCUCCCCAGCAGCCCACCCCACCACCCAUGGCCCAGCACACUGGCCCUGGACCCAUGGCCCAGCACCCUCCCCAGGGACAGAUGGUGGGCCAGCCUGCCCCCGGACAGGUGUCCAUGGCCGCCCACACAGCUGGCCCCAUGCAGCCCCACGGGGUCCCUCACAGUGCUGCUGGCCACCUGCCCCCUGGCCACAUGCCACACACCACCCAACCCAUGCCCCCUCAUGCUGCCCCCGGAGCACCUUCCCACAGUGCUCCAAGCCACCCACCUCCUCACACUGCCCCCGGCCACCUGCCGUCCCACACUGGCCCCGGCCACCUGCCCCCACACAGUACUUCUGGCCACCUGCCUCCUCAUAGUGCUGGUGGCCAUGUGCCUCCACACACUGUGGCUGGCCAUGGGGUGCCCCACACUGCUGCUGGCCACGGAGGCCCCCAUAGUGCUGGUGGUCACGUACCACCACACACUGCCACCGGCCACUUGCCGCCACACACUGUUGGUGGCCACGGGCCUCCCCACACUGCUGGUGGCCAUCCGCCUCACGGUGGGCCCGGCCUGCCUGCCAGCCCCAUGGCACCCCACGCAUCCCAGUCUGCCAUGGUCCCCCACCCCCCAACCUCCAUGGCCUCUCAUGGUGUCCCAGGCCACUCUGUGCCCAGCCCCAUGCCUCCUCACUCCAUGCCCCAACACUCAGCCCAGGGCCCCACCCCUAUGGCCCCACAUCCUUCCCAAGGCAACAUGCCCCCACAGGGUCCUCCCUAUGGCAACAUGAUGCCUUCCGCAGCCCCUCAUGGCGCCAUGCCCCCCGCCCCACCCCAGGGAGGCCCCAUGGGACCAGUGAUGGGUGGCCAGCCCGCCCCUAACUCCCCCGCACCGCCACAGCCCCAGCACCCCCCAUCAUAAGUGGUGGGACACUCUGCCACUGCCAGCCUGUGUGGCACCAGCUGGGACACCACCACUGCCACUGCCAGUCUGAGGAGGAGGAGGGUCUGAGUGUUGUGUUCUGCAGCGGAGUGAAGUGUCGUGCAGCUGUGUGGCCACGGUGGGCCACACAGGACAGGAUGUGAGGGAGUCAGGGCAACACAGGCAGGAGGUGCCCUGCUAGCUGGCCCUGAGGUCAGCCGUCCGGGAUGGUGAAUGCAGGUGUAUCCGACCCUGGCCGUAGCCCUGGCCUUGUGUGGUGGGUGGUGGUGGCCUGAGCAGGCCAGCGUUGGGUGUGCAUUACUUAGUAGUCAGUGGUCGGGUGUGGGAUUUAGUUUAGAUAAAUGAGUUUCUGUAUUAUGAUUUUGACAGACAGACAGACAGACAGACAGACAGACCGACCUUCACUGCAUCACACGGGCUGUCACUGCACACUUCAUCACUUCCCUCAUCACCAGCUACUGUUUGAGACAAAUUGACACAAUAAACAGAGGUGUAGCUAAUGAAUAGUACUGUACUUGUAGCAAUGGAGAGGGUAACCUGUUGCUCCUCCACCUCCUUCAAUGAUGCCUCACCUCCUCCUCUUCCUCCUUACCACUUCCUCUCAUUUUCCCUUCACCAGUGGAGGAAGAGGAGCAGGAACCACAUUGACAGCAGAUGUGUGGAGAAGCUUGCAUUAAAUCACUAUACUAUAAAACCACACCACUUCACUACUUUCCAAAGGCUCUAGUUGAAUUGACACAGGAUUUCAAGGGUGUUUUUGUGGUCCCAGUGACAGAUGAACAAGUUUUCUACAUUAAUGAGAGAAACACUCUUGAGAACCCGGAAUAGUCGUGGUGGGAGAGCAAGACUUUCUAAUACUGGAUUUGUAUAUCACAACAGUUAGGGAUAAAAUAUUUCACCAGGAGUUUUGAUAUUAUGGCUCAUCUCUUCUCUUCUUAACAUGCUUUAGUGGGAGUUGAUAAAAAGGUUUAGAGUAUUUUUAGGGUUCUAGUAAUAUUUUAGCUGGCUCUAGGGGAAGCUAUCGUGUUUUUCAAGUGUUUUAAUGAUUUUUGGUAUGUUUAACCACCUAUGACAUGUUUCCAUAUUUAUUCUGCUUACUGUUUGGUGAUUUUAUACAGCUUCAGUAACUCUUGUGGGGGAUUAGAAUAGUGAAGACUGUGGCCAUUAAUCUUCUGAACUCCAUAGACCCUUCCUGAUGUAAAUAAAAAGGUCUAAUUGUAUACAAAUCUCAAGGUAAAAAUGUGUCCCGGUACUGAAGGAGUUAAUCAGUAUUCUGCACAUAAGGAGGAAAAAUAACACCAGUGGAAACAUGACUUACCAUCUCUGUGGCUUGGAAGACAAUCUAAUGGAAAGAAUAAAAAAAAAGAUGUUUCAAAAUAUAGACGUUAUUUUGAGCAUAAGAAAUUAAUGGAGUUUUGUGUUAAGUUUAAGAGAACAUCUAAUUAAUCACUUUCUUGCACCUGAAUGUGGAGAAGCAGUACGGUGAAAGACAAGAAAUUGAUGAAAAGAGAAAAUUACCUUUUUUUUUUUUUUUUUUUUUUUUUUUUUUUACUUAUUCACUGGUGUUAGAAGUAUUAGGAUGGUAUUUAAUCAUCUAAACCUUUCAAAAAUACACGAUCUGAUGGUGUAAACAGAGAGAGAGAGAGAGAGAGAGAGAGAGCCUAGAUGGAUGCAUACAAAUGAAUAGAGUAGGUUACGUUUAGUAGAGAAUUUACAAUAUCAAGAGGUAUAAUAAACAAGUAAGGUAUAAUUUGUACUCUAUUGAAUAAAUAAAAACACGAAAAAAAAAUA
Messenger RNA from Portunus trituberculatus (swimming crab), 5290 nucleotides. Its product is annotated as proteoglycan 4-like. The record is from RefSeq and is a predicted model, not a curated record. Gene Ontology annotation, molecular function: nucleosomal DNA binding; nuclear receptor binding. NCBI's taxonomy places the organism in Eukaryota, Metazoa, Arthropoda, Malacostraca, Decapoda, Portunidae. Gene Ontology annotation, biological process: negative regulation of DNA-templated transcription. Gene Ontology annotation, cellular component: SWI/SNF complex.